Messenger RNA from Hibiscus syriacus, 869 nucleotides. Its product is annotated as protein SPA, chloroplastic-like. The transcript is spliced from 6 exons. Bases 109 to 579 code for a protein of 156 amino acids. The record is from RefSeq and is a predicted model, not a curated record. Lineage: Eukaryota; Viridiplantae; Streptophyta; Magnoliopsida; Malvales; Malvaceae.
AAUUCUUCAACUGUGUAGUGACCCACAUCGAAUUUGAUACCAAUCCCACAAAUAAAAUGCAUAUCUUAAAUCCGCCAUUGCUAGCCGUAUAUUUAGAUUCUCAGCAAAAUGUCAAUCACUCCCUCGCUCUCUCGCCUUCACUCUCCAUUUCUUUGCAGCCCGCUCAAACUCUCGACUCCGUCGUUGUCCUUCAAAUGUGGAAGGUAUCAACGGUCGCCGGCCUUUUGUCCAUGCAUCAGAGCAGUUGAAUUUGAUCAGAACACGGUAGUAGCAGUGACGGUUGGACUUGUCAGCGUUGCUGUUGGGAUCGGCAUUCCAAUCUUCUACGAAACCCAGAUCGAUAAUGCUGCUAACAGAGAAAAUACCCAACCAUGCUUCCCUUGCAAUGGCACCGGUGCCCAGAGGUGUAGAUUUUGUAUGGGAAGUGGCACGAUCAGUGUAGAGCUUGGCGGGGAUGAAAAAGAGGUGUCCAAAUGCGUCAACUGCGAAGGAGUAGGUUCUUUAACAUGCACUACUUGCCAAGGUAGUGGGAUUCAGCCGCGUUACCUUGAUCGCAGGGAAUUUAAAGAUGAUGACUGAGGUGCAAGGUAAAAGAAUUUGGACUUGCCUCUUGGGGAUUGUUGAUAAACAUAAACCCGGUGUUUUUGAAGGACAUUGUGAAAUCAUUGGUUCAUUUGUAUUUACUCUGCACUUCUUUUCUCCCAUCUAUUUUGUGUCAAAUUUUCUACUUUCUGAUGGAAUGGAACAACUUGUUCGUUUUGGAGGAAAGGAUAUUUGAUUUCUGAAUGUGGAAAUUGUUCAUAAAAUAUUUAUGAUCCAUCAUUGCUGGUGGUGGUGCUAGAUGAGUCAGACACUAGCAUUGUUCACAG